ACCAGCCUGCAACAGGCACAGCCAUGAAUAAAACCAUGUCGGCGCCAUUGUCGGCACGGACGCCGCGCCAGCGCUCCAAAACGUUGCAGCAGCGUGAGGAGCCAAUGACGCCAAGGAUAGUGGCCUUUCAGAACAUGGGCGACUUCACCCAUCAGGUGGACUCGGUCGUGCCGGUGGAUGAGCCCUUGUUUCAAGCAACCCCGCCAGAGAUUCGCUUUUCCGACUUCGAAUGCCUGCAAAGUCUGGAUGCCACCCUGCACUUGCGCAACCAGGACAACGUUGCUAGGAGAGUGAAGGUCCUGCAGCCCGAUAGCACCUUCUUCAAGGUAUUGCCUGGAAAAGGUCGCAAGGCCAAUGGGGAAGGAGACAACAAGGUUGCUCCUGGCAUGGAGGUGUCGUACAUAGUGCGUUUCACACCAGACCAGCAGGUAGAGGACUACUCCUAUGACCUGGUCGUUGUGACAGAGCGUGAGCGCUUCAUCGUGACGAUCCGGGCGACGGGUGGCAGCGCCAUGCUGGACAUGCCGACUGAGCUGGACUUCGGUUUGUCGCCGGUAAAGUACGAGGCGUUGAAGACGAUCAUGGUCCGCAAUGUCGGAGAGAAGCCCACCAAGUUUUUGCUGAAAGUGCCACCGCCCUUCAGCACGUCUAUUCAAGACGGGUACUUGGAAGUGGGUGAGACCAUGCAGGUCGAUGUUGUGUUCAGACCAGACAAGGCUGAGCCCUACGAGCGAGAUAUGCUUGUUGUCUAUGGCGAUGGCCUGGAGUCGCAUAUGGCGCUGAAAGGGAGGGCAGAGAAUGUCAAUGUGACCUUCUCCGCGAAUCAGCUUCAGAUGGAGGACACCUUCAUAGCGCUGUCUACGCAGAAGACCAUUGUCAUCCACAACAACUCAGAGAUACCCGUGGAUUUCAGUUGGCGUGCCUUUCCUUCCAUCCAAGAGGAGAUUGGUCAAAAGCUGAAGCUGCAGGUCCAGCUGAAGCAGGAAGAGCACGAAGAGGCUGCCGCCUUGCAAGAACUCGGAGACGAUUCAGAGGAGGAGUCCCUGAGCGAGUCAUCUGAUGAAUAUGAUGCCAGGUUCUCCUCGCUCAAAGGCGUGGAGCUUGCACAGGGGGCUCUUCAAAGAAGAUACAAGAACAUCGCAAAGGCGAUCCUGGAGGAUCCGAUGUUUUUCUACGAUGAGAUCUUUGCGGUGGAGCCUCUGUCUGGGCGCAUUUGGGCAAAGUCCAAAGUGGCCAUCACCUUCACCUUCACGCCCAAGGCGGCGUUGAAUUAUCAAUGCCUCGCUUAUUGCUCUGUGGUCGGUCGCGCCGAGCGCCUCCCGCUGCUCCUCAAGGGAACCGGGAUCGGGCCGAAGGCAGCGUUCUCCUAUGAUGAGCUGGAUGUCGGCGACAUUUUUGUGGAGUCAGUCCACCAGUAUGAGGUGAACCUGAUCAACCAGGGCGACAUUGAUGUGGAGUUUCGCCUUGUGCCGAACACCUCGCCCUUUGGGUCCAAGUUCACCUUUCUGCCCAGCGACGGGCGCCUGGAAGUGGGCGGCCAAUGCACGAUUGUCGUGGAGGUUUGCCCAGAUCUCCUGGGUGAAUUUCAAGAGACCUUCUAUUGGGAGCUGGUGGGCAGCACUUCAAAGAUCGGCCUCAGCUUCCGGGGUCAUUCCGUCUCUCCAACAUUCCAUUUUGACUUGGACCGAAUCUCCUUCGGAGUCGUCAGCUAUGGUUUCCUGAACUCAAAGACGCUGACCCUGACCAACACCUCCGAGGUGCCUAUGCGCUUUGCGCUGCGGAUUCCUGGUGAUGGCCGCUUCACGCAGCGGGAGUUCGACGUGAUCCCGCCGAAGGGCACUUUGCUUCCGAACUGCUCCCAGAAAGUUCAGAUCGACUUCAUUAGCAUGAAUGUGAAGUCGUACGAUCUCUGCCUGGUAGUGGACUUGGAUGGCGUGGGUCAGGAGCUUGCGAGCAUCCCCAUCCAAGCGCGCUGCGCGGUUCCACAAGUGACUCCCGAGCCAGCGGAGCAUCUAGAGUAUGGUGACAUCUUUAUUCGGUACCCUUCUCACCAGACGCUGGUGCUCAAUAACACCUCUGCCCUUCCUGCGAAGUUCCAGAUCAUGCCCCAAGAUGAAGCCACGCGCUCCAUUGCAGAGUUUGAGCCGGACCAGUCCUUCGGAUCCGUGCCUCCGUCGUCCUCUCACGUCUUGACGUUCACCCUCACCUCGCAGGUCAUCGGCACGCUCCAGAUCCCCAUCACCAUCCGCAUUCUCGGGCACAACUCUGCAAGCACCGUGACAUUGAUCGCCAACACCAUCGGACCGAUCGUCAAUGUCGAGCCUAGUGUGGUUGAUUGGGGGAAUGCGCAGUGCCUGGAACCCAUCACCCGGUCGGUGCUGGUCAGCAACAACUCCGUCAUUCCCGCCUCAAUUCGCUGCAUCAUGAAGACGAAGAAUUCACUCUGGACACUGUCACCCAAAGCGAUGGAACUGCCACCUCAUGGCUCGGCCAAUUUGAACAUGACACUGACCAUUGACGAGGUGGCAAAGAUGACUGACAUUGUCCAUGUCAUUGUCCAUGAAAGCAACGACGUGGCAGCCACUGUGCGUGCCAAGGGUGUUGGCACCCCUGUCAUGUGCAGGGAAUCGCUGGAAUUGAUCGAUUUCGGCACCCAGUACACCACGCAGACUCACUCCAAGGAGUUCAUCAUUGAAAACCGAGGGCGCCAGCCAAGAAAACUCAUUUGGGCGCUGGAGUCCCAAGACUUGAAGCGCAAGGAGCGUAAGGCGCCAGGCAAAGACGCCCCGGAAGGCGACCCCUUCGUCUUCGCCGUGGUGCCGGACACCAUGACGUUGGAUGGGAAGUGCGCCUUCCGCUUCGUUUUCAACGCCUCCAGCCCAAAGCCGGGGAUGCUCACCGACACCCUGAUCUGCACAGAGCUCUGUGGCAACGACCGGAAGGGCAACGUGAUCUUCCGCUCCGAGCUGCGCGGAAACUUUGUGCUGCCGCUGCUGGAGCUGUCGACCACCACAGUGUCUUUCCGCUACCUGUGGGAGCGCAAUUGCCCUCUGCACCCGCUUUCGGAGCAGCUGGUGUUGAAGAACAUUUCGCCGCUCGAGGUGCGCUUCUUUAUCAAAGUCCAGCCGCCGUUUUACGUGAACAUUGACACUUGCUUUCUCAGACCGGACGAGACCAUCGAGAUUCGCGUGGAGUUCGACCCCGCCUUCAAGGUGGACCGCGUGUGUGGGGUGGUGAAGCAGAAACUGACGAUCGUGUACCAGGACCACCCGCAGAGGGAUCACGUCAGCUUGCAUGGGGAGGUUAUCUUCCCGAACCUCACCCUAAGCAACAAUAAGCUGGAUUUCGGCUCGGUCCUGAACGAGACGACAAAGCAGCUUACCAUCACCAUGGCGAAUCCUAAUCCGUUGCCCGUGAAUUUCCAAUGGUCCUUUGUCGAGGAAGCUGACAUGAGUGAUGAAGAAUAUAACAGGGCGACGGCUGGUUCGGGCGCCUCACCAUUGGCUGGAACCAUCAUGAGCGCCUCCAACUCGUACGCUUCAGGCUUUCCUCAGAAGCAGAUGACUCAGACGCCCUCUGUCCACUCUUCUGAGCAGACCAUGGAGGUCAGCAACGCGCAUCGAAUGUCCCAGGUGGCAGAGGUGCCCCCUGCCAAGUCGCGGGCACGCCCGGCGGUGGAUAUCAAUCAGAUCUUCGACAUCCUGCCGAUUAUGGGCAUAUUGGAGCCGGGCCAAUCGCAGGAUAUCACCUUUACCUAUUUUGGCAUGAAGAACCAGAAGUUUGACUGCGCUGCCGUGUGUCAAACUGAAGGGGGUCCUGAGUACGAGGUGUCUCUGAAGGGCCAGGCGUCCAAGCUGGACUUCCGGCUGGACAAGACGGAGCUGGACUUUGGGGAGGUGCCCUACACGGAGGUGCAGGAAAGAGAGGUGAUCCUGGCCAACAGCGGCAAGGUGGCCUUUCACUUCAGCUGGAACCUCUGCGCCCUUUCCCGGCCGGCCGUCUUGGAUUGCUGGCCGAUGUCGGGGCAGAUCAAUCCUGGAGACAAGGAGAAGAUCAUCAUUCGAUUCCGGGCAGGUGUUCCGGACGAAGUCUCCGAGGUGGCCUUGUUGGAGGUGGCGCACUUCGAGCGGCAGCGGAUCCACGUGCGAGGUCACGGCAUCUUCCCAGGCGUUCUCCUGAUGCAAGGGGCAACCCCUGAUGUGCCCAAGAGCCUGGAGAGGUGUGACGAGGAUGGCCAUGCAACCAACAGGGAGCUCGCGUUGCAGCGUCUACUGACCAAUGGCCCGCCGCCACAAGCAGCUUGCGUGUCCACGGCCUCGCAAAGCCUGCAGAGCGCCGAGCACGACACGUCGGCAGACAGCCUCGCGCAGUGGCAGCCAGAGCCGCAGGUAGUCGAGUUUGAGGUUGAUCGCCAUUUCAUCUGCCAGACGCUGUUGGCCAUUGAGAAGGAGCAAUGGCCGAAGCACUUGGAGAAGCAUGCCAAGGAAAUGAGCCAAGCUCAGCAGAAAGGUUCCGCCCGAGGUUCGGCGCGUGCUCGGGCUGAUUGGCGGCCCAUGUUGGAGCUGCCCCCAGUCACAGCGGCGUACUACUGCUGCAACUUUGGCCACAUUGUGCUGGGCCACUCCGGGAAGAAGGUGAUCUCCGUAUACAACAGCUUCCAUGAGAACGUAACUUUCAACAUCAGCAAGCGCCUCUUGAACCAGCACGGCUUCCAGAUCAGUCCUGAGAAGGUUGGGAAGCUCCCUCCCGGGAAGCAGAUAAAGCUGGAGAUCACUUGCUUCAGAGACAGGACGGGCGAGGAAGGCAAGCAGGAGACCAACUGGAUCAUUCCCGUUCGCGGCGGGCCAUCCUAUGAGGUGAAGUUGAUGAGCGAGUUUGUGCGGCCCGACCUGGAGCUGUCCUCCGACGCCAUCGACUUUGGCCAUGUACUGGUGGGACAGGUGAAGCGCAUCACCAUGAGGCUGCGAAAUGUCAAACCUGUGGUCGUGUGCUGGGACUACAAAGUUCCGGAGAAGUUGGGCAAAGCCGUCGAAUGCGCUUACUUGCUCCAGCCACCUUCCGGCAGGAUCGCCCCGGGUGAGUCGCAGCUGGUCACGGUGAGCUUCACGCCGACAGCCUCCAAGCCCUUCAUCCAGAAGCUGGCACUACGCAUUCUGGACAACCCCAACAGAAAGCCACUGGUGCUGCGUGGACAUGGAGAUGGCCUGAGGGUCACGGCCGAACCCUCCACGAGCUACGAGCUGGGGCCAGUCUUGCCCGGGACGGACGACUGCGCACAGGAGAUCUUCCUCUGCAAUCCGACUGACUACGCCAUCGAGGUGUACAGCGUGGACUUCGAUCACGCAUAUUCGGAGGAGGAGCAGCUGCUGCAGAUGUACGACCAGUACGAGGGCGGCAAGGUGGAGCUGCCGGUGCGCGGGCCCGGGGCGCCCACGUGGCCUGCGGUGGUGCGGCACGGGCGCCACGUGCGGCGCCAGGAGCUGCUGCGGCAGCGCCAAGAGAAGGAGGAGCAGAAGGCGGCCGCCCGGCAGGAGGCCGCCGAGCGAGUGGAGGCCGCACAGCAGGCGGUGGCAGCGCUGGAGGGAGCUGAGGACGCCGAGGCUCAAGAGAAGGCGGCUGCUGAAUUGAGCGAAGCAGAAGCGGCUUUGGCGGAAAUAGAUGCCACACCAGAGGAAGAACCUUUGCCGGAGGAGGAGUCAGUCGAAGAAGCAGAGGUGGUUCAGCAGCCUGAGAUGGACCCGGCCGACUUCCCGUACAGGGUUCCGGAAGAGGACCGGCUCCACGUCCUGGUGAUCGGCCCCGAGACGAAGGGUAAGCUGGCGGCGCGCCUGGAAGAGCAAGGCCGCAAGCUGCUGGCGCUGGACGCUGUUGUGGAUUGGGCGCUGUCAGGCCCGCCAUCUUUGGAGGGGCCCGAAGAGGAGGCGAGGCGAGAUCGACUGCGCCAGCUGAUGGCGACGCAAGACGAAGAGCACGAAAAAGCAGAGAAGGACCGCGAAAAGCAAGCUCAAAAAGCAAAGCAAGAGUACGUGCCUCAAGCUGUGCAGUACGAGCUGCCCAUCAACGAUGUUGUCUAUUUCCUCAAAGUUCGGGUGCAGCUUCCAGAUUGCAAUGCCUGCAUGGUGUUUGAUGGCCUUGAGAGCAAGUACCUUUCUCCCGAGCAGUCGGCGCAGGCGCUGGUCGCUGCACUCUGGCCCGAGCGCCUGCUGGUGCUGGGCUUCUCCGCGCUGCGCGGGGAGCCGUCGCCCGUGACGUUGGGGGAAGGACACCUACCAAAGCCAGAGAGUCCAGAUGGAGAUGCUCCAGAGGAGGGCGGAGAGGUGCCGCUGAUGGAGCAGCCCAGUGGAUUGGUUGCGGCACUGGAGGCCGCAGUGGCAGAGGUGCAGAAGAAGCACGCCGAGCCUGUCGAGGCUGCGGUUGUGGAGAAUGCCGAGGGCACCGAGGCUGCCGCGCCGGAAGCGGACGGCGCAGAAGCCGCAGAAGGACUGGAGAAGGAGAAAGAGGGCGCCGAAGAAAAGGGUGAUGAACCUCAAGGAGUAGAAGAGAGCGCACCUGACCCGGUUCUGGAGCGCCCGCCCUUUGCCCAGUUCAUUCCGAUCAGCUUGGAGGCAAGCUUCGAGGAGGGUGAAGAGUGUCCACAGCUCCAAUGGGUGCCGGCGCCCUUGAUCCCCACUGAGCCCCCCAUCCCGCCGACUUCCUUCGCGCAGGUGGUCGAGAAGCCGCACCUUCGCUUGCCCAGGGCAUCUGUGGAGAACUUCCGGUUGAUCACGCCAGAAGAGGCAGUUGACGAAGGUGCUGAAGCCGCAAGGACCGAAAGCAAGAAGGUGCCCGAGAAAGACAAAGCUCCGGCUGCGCCGGAGGAGAGAAUGGAGCCAACCCGAUGGCUUAUUGAGCCGCAUGGCCGCGUGCGCCUGCUCGUGAAGUUCUUCUCCGAGGAGAUUGGCGCCUAUCAAGCAUCUCUGGGCUUUGAAGUGGUUGGAGGCAUCCAUGGCAACGCGCCCGUGUCCAUCGAGGUGUCUGGCACUACCGCUUUCCCAGGCAUCAGCAGCGACCCGCGGAACGUUUUCAUGCGCCGCGUGAAGACCAAGCCUGCAAGCGGAUAUGCGAGCAAGCAGUACAUUGCUUCCACAGGCAUCUUCGACUUUGGGCCACUUCUCGUGGGCCGCAGUCCAGAUGCAAGGAAAGAAGAAGGGGCAGACACGCACAUCAAGCAGCAUAUCGAGUGCUUCCGCAUCACCAACAACUCCCUGUUCAAGGCGGAGGCGGCCUUCUCCCUGGCCUCCGCCAAGGCCCAGGAGGACCCGAAGCCCGGAAAGCCAGGCAAGAAAGAAGCCCCGAGCUCCAACCUGGAGGAGUUCCCCUUCCUGUUGGAGCCAGCUCAGCUUGAGUUGGAAGUGGGGGAGACCAAGGAGCUGCAGGUGUGCUGCUUCCCGGUGAAAGAAGGCAGCUACAGCGAUACCAUCGUGGCAAAGAUCACGGACAACCCUGAGCCGGUGGAGUUUGCCAUAGCUGCCAUUGGGUCGCUUCCCAAGGUAUCGCUGGACAGCACGGAGCUAGACUUUGAUCGACUUUUGGUAAAGCAGCGUGCUGCCAACGGUGUCAAGGUCUCCAAUGUUUCAGCGGUGCCGGUCAAGUGGCGUUUGGAGGCAGCUGGCAGUGUUCCCGAGCCCUUCGAGAUUGAUGCCAUGGAAGGCGUGCUGGCGGUCGGAGAGGAGAAGCACAUCACCGUGGUCUUCCGGUCAGAGACGGCGUGCACGCACAAGUUCAAGAUGAGCCUGCAGAUUUCCGACACCGAGGGCCUCGAGGGCCUCCGGAAGUGGGAGAACACUGAAGACAUCACGGUCAACGCCGAGGCCUUCGCGGUGGAUGUGGUGCCGUCCUUCCCCAGCGAUGCUCAAGGGCUGGACUUCGGGGAUGUUCGAGUGGGAGCUGUGGUGGAGCAGACCUUCCAGGUGGCCAACAACGGGAAAUAUGCGGUCAGCUUUGACCUCAAGGUUCGGCGCAAGGUCAUCAAAGAGAUCUUGCAGAUCGACUACGGUGUGGUGCUGGAAGACGGGAAGUUGCCGGAGCUGCAGCCGGGCCAGAAGCAAGCCAUCAAGGUGACUGCCGUGACGCCCGUGGCCAUGCAAUGCCCAGAGCCGAAGCGCUUUGCACGGACCGGGCGCAACGAGGAGUUGGAGCUGUUGGUUUACGAUGCCAAGACAGGUGAACGGGUGCAAGUUGACACUCCACUGAUCCCAUUGACGCUUCGAGCAGUGUACAACUCCUUCAACCUGAACCCGCCGCGCGGGCUCAGCUUCGGGCCUGUGAAGAUCGGGGAAUCCGGCACCCGCGAGCUCGAGAUCUACAACGACGGGCCUUUCAAGUUCGAGUGGUAUGUCUUCAAUACUGCGGGCAGCAUGAAGAAGCCGGAGAAGGAGCUGUUGGUGGGAGACUUCAAGAUUACGCCCGCAGAAGGCAGCUUGGCGCCAAACGAGUCCGUGAAGAUCUCCGGCACGUUCACAGCCACGGAGCCCAAGUUUUGCGAAUGCAAGAUUGGCAUCCAUGUGGAUGGUUUGCCUGAUGAGCCUCGUUCAGGUAUCAGCCGCGCAGAGGGCGAAGGAGACACUGGCUUCAAGGAGUAUCUCCUCACUGCCCAGAGCUGCACCCCAGGCAUUGAUACGGAGAACAUGCAGUCAAUCUUUGAGGAGCAGUUUGUUGCACCAACCCUGGAGGAUGCCAUUGCUACAGCGGGCAGGAUUGACAUCCGCGCCUUCGAUGAGGAAGCUCGGUACUUCUCCUUUGGCCCUGUCUCCGUUCAAGGUCAGUCUUCACCGGACCAAGCACAGGAUGCAGCCAAGUUCCGCAUCACCAAUCCGAACCCCAUCCCGUGUGAUGUCAAGUUUGACAUCAAGCCCACCACUGCGCCAAGCGGCAAAGACGCCCCGGUGCUUCCCUUCGAGCUGUCCACGAAGGAUCUUCACAUCCCCGCGCACGAGUACCGCUACGUGAAAGUACGCUUUGCCCCUCAGGCCUUGCAGCGAUACUCCGCAAUGUUCGAAGCGGCGGUCCCGGAGGGCAAGGAUUCGAAGACCAACCUUCUGAAGUUCGAGAUGCGUGGCGAUGGAACUGUGCCAAGUAUUUCGAUCAACGGGCCAACGAUCUUUGGGGACAGCGGAGCGCAGUAUGACUUCGGCAAGCUCCGCAUUGGCAAGAAGCAGACCGUAGAGUUCAGCCUAUACAAUCAGGGCCAGAUUCCUGCAACGGCCCGGUGUGAACUGACGCCAAAUUCCCAUUUCACCGUGAGCUGUCCCAGGAGCAUUCCUUUGGAGCCGAAGGCGACGCAAAAGUUCCAGGUGGUGUUCCGCCCCAGCGAGCCUGGUGCACUGAGCACGUCGCUGCGACUGCACACUUUGCACAACUCCUUCGAGGACACCCGCGUGACAUUCGCGGGCCAGGGGUAUGUUGAGGAUGUGUGCUGGGAGCUUCCGGAGCCAAGCGAGCCGGCCAACCCGGGGGCACGAUCAGAUCCAGAUGUGCUCAACCUGGGAGAAGCUUGUGUUGGCAGCGAGUCAGUGGUGACCUUUCAGCUCAGCAACUCCGCGAACUCCACGCUGCGGUUCCACUUCCCGGAGACCGUUCCGGCGCCUCUGGCCGAGUGCCUGCGGAUCUCGCCCUCAGUGGGCCAUGUGCUGCCGGGCAUGAAGAAGCAGAUCACUUUCACCUACAAGCCCUUGGAGACCAUGAAAGCGGACGUGUCGCUGCCGGUUCACAUGGCUUCCAUCGUCCAAGAGGCUGGUGCGGAGGACUGGGACAACGCGCACAUGCCAGCGGAAGAGGGUGAGGAAGCGAAGGAGCCGGAACCUGCGCACGCACUCGUGGAGGGCUCCGAGCGAGAGAUGCCUCUGAGGACUCUCGCUGUGGCUGACCAGAUGUCCUACGAGUGUGGCAUUGAGAACAUCUUCUUCAGCCCCACGGUUCUCUUCCAGACCCGCCUGUACCGCUUCACAGUUACGAAUCCUUCAUCCAUUGCACUUCCCUUCAACUGGCGCGUGAUGCCGGCGACUUCAGAUGCUCGAGAUGCAAGUGGGCCGGCCAGACUUUCGGCUUAUUCGAUCAGCCCAGCCAAAGGCUCCAUCGCUGCUGGAGCCACGGAGGAGUUCCAACUUCUCUUCGCCCCGAAGGAGGUGGAAGAUUUUGCUGGGCUGCUGGAUAGCCGCAUGCCGCUGCAGGAGCCCCUGCGCAUCCCGUUGAACGCCUCAGCACUGCGCCCUUGGUGCCACUUCGAGGUGCCCAGCAGCGAUUACCGUGCGAGGCGUCAGGCCGAGACGUCUUUGGAUCCCAAGUAUCAGGUGAUCGAGUUUGAGUCCCUGGGCACCCGGGUCAGAAACACCAAGCGCUUCUACGUACUCAACCCCACAUCUGACACCUACGAGUUCAACUGGAUGCAGGAAGAAGUCGAAAGGAAGGAGAGCGAGGAUCCUUUCCGAUGCCUCACCAAGCGUGGUACCAUUCUGCCCGGCAAGAAGUACGAGAUGACCUUCGAGUACUUGCCAGCUGACACGGAGACCCACGAGUCGCGGUGGGUAUUCUCCGUCCCUGGCAAGCAGGCAUCUCAAUCCUUCGUUUUGGUGGGCACGGUGAAGGAGCCGCGCUUGGGCCUGGACCGGCCCUGCAUCAAGUUCAACCGGCUGCUUUUGGGCGCGCAAGCUGUGGAGAAAGUGUGCAUCAUCAACAAGGAGCACUUACCUUUCAGCUUCUCCUUCGACCGCAGCUAUAAAACGGAUGGCCAGCCAGCCAUCUCCCUGUCGCCUGAGAGUGGCGUCGUGGGACCAGGUGCAUCAUUCCCAGUGGAGGUCAGGUUUGCGCCAACUGACGAGAAGUUCUUCAACUACAACGUAAUGUGCAACAUCAAGCGCAAAGAUAAACCGCUGUUGCUGAACAUCAAGGGAGAAGGCUACAAGAUCCACACAAAGCUGGUGAUCGAUGAAGCCGACCGUGAAGGGCGACUGCUCCAUCCAGGUGUCAAGGAGCUGCUGGACUUUGGCGACCUGCAGGUGCAAGAGAAGCGGAGCUUCACGCUGAAGCUGAGCAGCCCCACUUUUGAGCGGGACCGCGCAGCGGAUACGGAGCAGGCCUCCGUGAGCUACGACUUCAUUUGGCAGCUGCGCAGCGCCUCGGGCCGCCUCAUGGCGCCACAAGCCGAAGCACCGCCCCACCUCACCAUCACGCCCGUGCAUGGCGUGGCCACCCAAGAGGCGGAGACUGUCAUCACCAUCGAGUACACACCGACAGAUGCUCACAAGCUGGACGGCGCCACGCUGCGGAUGCUCAUACCCUCAGGCCCAGACGAGUCCGGCUACACCUUGGCCUUGGCUGGACGUGCUUAUAGGCCGGCGCUGGACUUCUCCACGCUGAGCCACGACUUCGGCUCGUGCUUCGUGAAGCGAAUUGCCAGUGCAGGGGAGCCUGCCGGAGUGCCCAUGGAGCGAUUGGAUCUGACAGUCACCAAUCGAGGCGUCACAGACUGCUGGCUUUCCACGACCUUCCAGCGCACAAAUUACUUGGAUGUGCAACUGCCUGCUGUCAUGAUCGAAGCAGGGCAGUCAGUGGUGGUGCCCAUUGUGUUCACACCGAAAGAUUACGUGGAGUACAGGGAGCGCAUCGAGUUUGUGGUGAAUGACUGCACCAAGUACUACGUGAAUGUGCGAGGACAGGGAUGCCCCUUGCAGCUGGAGGCAGCUUCACUGGCAAUGCAGAAUGUGGACUUCGGGGUGGCUGUUGGCAAUCAAGGCGUUUCGCGAACUCUGCGGGUGGUGAACCGAUCGGUCCGCUCCGUGGAGUUUUCUUUGCAAGACGACGGCCAGCUGGCGGAGAAGUGCGUGUCGUGGACGCCACAGACGCCGGUGAAGCUGAGGCCCAAAGAGCAGGCGUCCUUUGAGCUACGCUAUGUGCCAUCAUUUCCAAUGCCCGCAUUCAAGCUGCCACUGGUCGCUAGUUGCAACUUUGGAAUUGACGUGCACCUUGGACAUGCCAGUGGUAGCUGCCACGCUGCUGAAGUGCGGCUUUCGGAGCACUCGAUUCUCUUCGGGGAUGUGGUGUUCGGCGCGGCGAGCACGAAGCUCGUGCACCUCCACAACUUCGGAGACUUGGGGGUGAAGUUCCGCUUCGACCUCCCGCCGAAGUCGCAGGGGCACUUCUCAGUGGAACCCGCUGAGGGCUACGCCGCGCCUCGAGAUGACGUGGUGCUGCAGGUGAGCUUCCACCCCCAGAGGUCCAAUUCCUUCGAUGGGCGGCCCAAGCGCCUUCGCUGCCUCUUGGAGCCCCAGUACCAGCAGGAGCCCAUUGAGCUGCUGGUGCAAGGGAAUGGGAUCGAGCAGCCUGAGGGAUCCACCAUUCCUUUGGCCUUCACAUCUGAAGUGCGCGAGAGGAAAACCCAAGAGAUCACAUUCCCGCCCAGUGGGAAGAAUACGAGCUCAGAAGCUUGGAAGGUGAAUCCCGUGAUCAGCACGGAGAUUCCGAAUAGUGAGCAGUAUUUCUCGUGCCCUUCGCAGAUUGUGGUGCCAGCGGGAGGUCAGGCCACGGUUCCAGUGACCUACCGGCCCCUCACAAUGACUCGGGUGGGUGACGAGGCUGAGGAGGAUGCCUCCAAGUCAAAGAAGGUUACACCGGAGAAGCACAUGGGCAGACUCUUCAUCGCCACCCCGGACGGCAAUGCCUUUGUGUGGUCGCUUGAAGGCACGUCGCAGCCUGGGCAAGAUCGGAAGCUGAGCGCAGAGGUGCAGUGCAAGACGCCUCACAUGCAGAGUGUGCCGCUCACGAAUUGGCUGCAGCAAGCCCAGCGAUUCCGGGUGGAGAUCUCUUUGGUGCAGCCAGCGCAAGCGACGGAGGAGAUCAAGCUGAAUGGAAUCGGCUCCUUCGAUGUGCCAGCAGGACAAGCCAAGGACUACAAGUUCAACGUCUACGCCUACAGGGAAGGCGCAGCCACGGUCAGAGUUCUUUUCACCAACCCCAAGACUGAAGAGUUCGUUGCCUAUGAGAUCAGCCUGAAGUUCGUCGCCCCAAAAUCCAUCGAGACGCUCCACUUCAACACGGUCUGCCGGCAACUGGCUUCACGGUCCAUCUCGGUCAUGAACCCUUUGACGUCCGUAGCGAAGUUCAAGUGCCAAGCCACGAACCCUGACAUCCGCUUCUCCUCGCCGGAGUUCUCUGUGGCGCCAAACUCCGAAGCGACGGUGGACGUCCUCUUCCGCCCGGUGAUGGCUGGCUCGGGCGAAGCCAAGGUCUCGCUCAGCUCGCCGGAGCUUGGUGACUUCCCGUACACGGUGGAACAUGUGGCAAAACCGGCAGGCCUGGAGAAGACCAUUGUCUUCAAAGCGCCGCUGGGAUCACUGGACUGCAUGCAGACCUUCCGGUUUUAUCACUACACGCAGAAAGCGACCACUUUCAGCGCAGCCGUGGAACCUGCUCCAGGCCAGAAGAGUUGCAGCGACUUCGUUCCAGAGGCCAAGGACGUGAAGGUGGAUGCUGCAGGUCCUGAUGGCCUGGAGGUCUCGGUGAAUGUGAAGUUUCAGCCCUCAGAGCUGGGAGAGAUUCGGGCGUUGCUGGUACUCACGUCUGCGGAUGGGGGCGAGUACAAAGCACUGUUGGUCGGCUAUGCGCAGCCACCGCAGCCUCAGGGGCCAGUAGAUGUGCCGAAGGGCAAGCCAACGAACGUGGACUUUCAGAAUCCCUUCCUGGAGCCAGUGGAGUUUUCGCUUCAGGUGGAUAACCCGAGCUUUCAGCUGGCGCAGCGGGCCUUCAAGCUGGAUCCCAAGAAGAACGUUCCGAUCCCCGUGUCCUUUGUCGGUGAUCGACCUCUCGGAGGUCGCCUCCUGGUGAGUACUUCACGGGUGUCUACGCCAUGGGUGAUCUUCCUCCAGGGCGUGAUGUGAAGUCAUGAGCCGAGGGUGUCCCACAGUCCAACGGCACAUUUCGGAAGCCGCUCGUAGGCGCACUCAACAUGUCAACCUAGCCCACUGGAAACGAGCUUGGCCCAGCAAUCUUCGAAUGAGCGGAGGUGGGGCCGAAAGUGUCCCAAAACCUGAGCCAAUCAGGCUUGGCAUCCCAAAAAGGGAUUGCCUGGGACGACUUUGCAGUGCGCAGCCUUGUACAGUGCAGCUGCGACUCUAUUGCAUGCCGCUCGUUUCUGAUUGUGGAUCGGAAACGGCAGUAGCCAGG
This is a messenger RNA of Effrenium voratum, 14196 nucleotides long. NCBI's taxonomy places the organism in Eukaryota, Dinophyceae, Suessiales, Symbiodiniaceae. The record is from the annotation of a GenBank genome assembly.